AUGUCUGCUAUCCGUGCCUUUGCGACCCGCCGUGCUCCUGUUGCCUUUGUCCAGCGCGCAGCUUUCUCGCAGUCGAUAGCCCGUCCUGCUGGCAAGGAGUCCGCCCUUCACACCGAAAACCGCGCCGAAGAGGUCGAGAAGAAGAAGCAGGAGCAGUUGAGCAAGCAGAAGCAGGGCAAGGCAAGCUGGGAGGAGCAGCUUGCUAGUGACAGCGAGAGUGCCGUCAAAGCGGAUCGAUCCGAGACGGGCAAGGACACUCAACAGCAAAUCAAGGAGCUCCAGCAAGAGUCCAAGAAGGUCAACUCUGGUCAUUAA
This is a messenger RNA of Exserohilum turcica Et28A, 315 nucleotides long. RefSeq lists its product as uncharacterized. The record is from RefSeq and is a predicted model, not a curated record. Bases 1 to 315 code for a protein of 104 amino acids. Lineage: Eukaryota; Fungi; Ascomycota; Dothideomycetes; Pleosporales; Pleosporaceae. The transcript has 3 exons.